Molecule: messenger RNA, 587 nt
Organism: Malus domestica (apple)
Lineage: Eukaryota; Viridiplantae; Streptophyta; Magnoliopsida; Rosales; Rosaceae
Product: ABC transporter I family member 20-like
Molecular function (GO): ATP binding; ATP hydrolysis activity
Source: RefSeq, a predicted model, not a curated record
UCUCUGCUAAAAAUCAUCGAUAAUGGGUGUGAAUCCAAACUCCGAGCCGUCGAUCGAGAUCAACGGCCUAAAAUUCACCUACCCAGGAAUCAACGGCCACCCGCCGCCGGGCUCCAAGCCGCUGAUCAAGUACUUCAAUCUCACCUUUAACGCCAGCGACCGAUGCCUCCUCGUCGGAUCCAACGGCGCGGGGAAAACCACGAUCUUGAAGAUCCUGGGCGGCAAGCACAUGGUCGAGCCCCACAUGGUUCGCGUGCUAGGAAGGUCGGCGUUUCACGACACCGCCUUGACCGGAUCCGGCGACCUCUCGUAUCUCGGCGGAGAGUGGCGGCGAGAUGUCGCAUUCGCCGGGUUUGAUGUCCCGAUUCAAAUGGACGUUUCGGCUGAUAAGUUGAUCAAUGGGGUUGCGGGGAUCGACCCACAAAGGAGAGCAGAGCUGAUAAAGGUUUUGGAUAUUGAUCUUUCAUGGCGGUUGCACAAGGUGUCCGAUGGUCAGAGAAGACGAGUGCAAAUCUGUAUGGGUCUGCUCAAGCCAUACAAGGUACUCAAUUUCCAUGUUUCACAGUUUUGAUGAUGUUUUUUUUUUU